AGGCACAGUACUAGUCAACAACACAUAUAAACUUUGCUACCCUAUCCUGCUACCACACUAACCUCCCAAAUACUGACAAUACAACUCCUCAAACCUCAAAAAUCAGUCAAAAUGACUUUCCAACAAGAACUCCAAUCCUGGUUGUCCCCAACCUCACUCACAACCUCUCCCGCUCCAGAACUCGGAUCCAAAGCCCCUUCAUCUGAACCUCUCCCCUUCCCCUCGAAAGAUGGGAAACGUACAAUCGUCACUUUCCUCCGGCACUGCGGCUGUCCCUUCGCAGAAAAAAACUUUCUCUCCCUCCGCACCCUCGCCUCCCAACACGCCAACGCCAUAAACUUCGUCGCUAUCUCGCACAGCUCCCAAUCCUCCACCGAAAAAUGGCUCUCUGCGAUCGGCGGCGCUGGAGACGUCCAAGUGAUCGUCGAUUCGGAGCGAGCUGUGUACGCGAAAUGGGGACUGGGCGUCUCAAGCGCGUGGCAUGUGUUGAAUCCGUGGAGUAUGUGGGAGGUGUAUAAGCUUGGGAAGGGCGAGGGGAUCUGGAAUCGGCCGACGGAGAGCGGGAGUCGGUGGCAGACGAGUGGGAGUUGGGGGAUUGAUGGGGAGGGCGUGGUGAGGUGGGGUGAAGUUGCGAGGGCUGCUGAUGAUAUUGCUGAUUUUGAGGAGGGGGUUAAAGUUCUGCUGGAGGAGCAGAAGUGAAGAGUUGGAUUUGAUAUGGAUGUUAUUUGCUUUAAAUCGUUGCAGGUUUGUCUUUCCCUAUGUGUCGAUUCUUGUCAGUGUGGGGUCAGCAAGCUCAUAUCAUGACUUUGUGGAGGUUUUAUAAUUGAUUGUAUGCUAAAGGCUUCAAGAUGAGCUAAGUAACUAGGUGUCAAUUCUAUGUACUCUG
Messenger RNA from Mollisia scopiformis, 886 nucleotides. RefSeq lists its product as uncharacterized. The record is from RefSeq and is a predicted model, not a curated record. The coding region runs from base 112 to 699 and encodes 195 amino acids. The transcript has 2 exons. Lineage: Eukaryota; Fungi; Ascomycota; Leotiomycetes; Helotiales; Mollisiaceae.